AUGGCUGCCAAUGAAAGUUCCUUCGGGACCUCCAUGCAUGGAGUGACAGGCAGAGAACAAACCUUUGCUCUCUCCAUUGAUUCUCUCACUGUCCCUACUGAUACCACACCAAAAUUUGCCCUACCAGUUGAUUCUGAGCAUAAAGCAAAAGUCAUCAAAAUCUUCUCCUUUGCUCAACCUCACAUGAGAGCCUUCCACCUCUCAUGGAUCUCCUUCUUCACCUGUUUCGUCUCCACCUUCGCGGCUGCUCCUCUCGUUCCGGUCAUCCGUGACAACCUAAACCUAACCAGAUCAGACAUCGGGAAUGCCGGAGUUGCCUCCGUUUCUGGCAGCAUCUUCUCUAGGCUUGUGAUGGGUGUGGUUUGUGACCUAAUAGGGCCACGGUAUGGUUGUGCAGUUCUCAACUUGUUAGCAGCUCCAACUGUGUUUUGCUUUUCGUUUGUUUCGUCGGCUCAAGGGUUCAUAGCCGUCCGGUUCAUGAUCGGAUUCUCCCUCGCGACGUUCGUGUCGUGUCAGUACUGGAUGAGCACAAUGUUUAAUAGUAUGAUCAUUGGGCUUGUCAAUGGAACCACCGGUGGAUGGGGUGACAUGGGUGGCGGAAUCACUCAGCUUCUCAUGCCAUUUCUUUAUCAUGUCAUUAAACUAGCAGGAGCUGCCCCGUACACCGCGUGGAGGAUCGCUUUCUUCAUCCCCGGGUGGCUUCAUGUGAUCACAGGGAUCAUGGUCUUAACUCUUGGCCAAGACUUGCCUGACGGCAACCUCAGCACCCUACAAAAGAAGGGUGAAGUUGCCAAAGAUAAAUUCUCAAAGGUGUUUUGGUAUGCAGUCAAAAACUACCGGACAUGGAUCUUUGUACUGCUCUAUGGCUAUUCCAUGGGUGUAGAAUUGUGCAUCAACAAUGUUAUCGCAGAAUAUUUCUAUGACAGGUUUGAUCUAAAGCUACACACAGCCGGAAUGAUUGCAGCCACCUUUGGCUUGGCAAACAUUGUGGCUCGACCUUUCGGUGGCUAUGCUUCAGACCUAGCAGCAAGAAAAUUCGGCAUGCGAGGGAGGUUAUGGACCCUUUGGGUGGUUCAAACCCUAGGAGGUGUAUUCUGUAUUUGGCUAGGCCGUGCCAAUUCACUCCCACUCGCUGUCCUAGCCAUGAUCCUCUUCUCUAUUGGAGCUCAAGCCGCGUGUGGAGCGACAUACGGCAUCAUUCCCUUCAUUUCCCGGCGAGCUUUGGGGCUAAUCUCGGGCCUAACCGGUGCAGGAGGCAACUUUGGAGGCGGUGUGACACAACUAAUGUUCUUCUCAAACUCAAGAUUCUCCACUGCUGCAGGUCUGUCUUGGAUGGGUGUCAUGGCUGUAGCUUGCACUCUUCCUGUGGCACUGGUUCACUUUCCUCAGUGGGGAAGCAUGUUCCUUCCGCCAUCUAAAGAUGCCAAAUACACAGAAGAACAUUACUACGCAUCGGAGUGGAAUGAGGAGGAGAAAGAGAAGGGCUUGCAUCAAGGAAGUGUCAAGUUUGCCGAGAACAGCCGGUCGGAGCGCGGCAAGAGAUCAGUAGCAUCACUGUCAACCCCGCCCAACUCUACUCCAAUCCAUGUUUAAUGUAUAUAAUUUAGUAACACUAGUAUUAGUAUCAUGCAUGAUGCUAGUGGAACUUAGCUAGUAAACUCAAUUGGAAAAAUAAAAAAUAAAAAAGAGCAAGUCUGUGAUGAGGGCACAAUCAACCGGCUCAUAUCAGAGCUGCAAGAUCCAACGGCGAUGAGGAUGUGAGCUCGCUGAGAAUACCCUUGUCAUAGCAUUUGCCAAAGAAAAGAAGAAGGAAAAAAAAUUAAAAAAAAAUUCCUACUACUACCAUAGUUUCUGAUUUCAUGAUUUCAGCAUAUCUACCACAACAAUCGUACGCCGUACAGAUUGAACCGUCCUGAUCAUGCCAUUUUUUUCUUUGUUACGUAUGCAUGCAUAUUUUGUUUUUUUUUUGUUUUUUUUUUUGGUUGAAUUGCAGAUUUUGUUUUGCUCUGUCCGUCCUCUACUUGUGUUAUUUUAAUUCUAGUUUAAAUGGUCAUGAAAUGUACGUAAGUUGAAUUUUUUGUGUUGUUUAAUAAUAUUUCUCAUCUUUUCCUUUCACUUUUCGUGUAUCUCUGAAAUCUUAAUUAAAAUGUUAGUCUUGUAUCCUUUGAAUUCAAGAAUUUCUA
Cornus florida is the source of this 2183-nucleotide messenger RNA. Its product is annotated as high-affinity nitrate transporter 2.1-like. The transcript is spliced from 3 exons. Gene Ontology annotation, biological process: cellular response to nitrate; nitrate transmembrane transport. Gene Ontology annotation, molecular function: nitrate transmembrane transporter activity. Gene Ontology annotation, cellular component: plant-type vacuole membrane; plasma membrane. The record is from RefSeq and is a predicted model, not a curated record. NCBI's taxonomy places the organism in Eukaryota, Viridiplantae, Streptophyta, Magnoliopsida, Cornales, Cornaceae. Bases 1 to 1593 code for a protein of 530 amino acids.